AUGGCAUCAAUGCCGAAACCGAAUCAAUCUGCCCGAGGCCGAGUGACUGUGGUCCUUGGCUCGCAAUGGGGUGAUGAAGGCAAGGGGAAACUGACCGAUAUGCUCGCGGGAGAAAUGGACAUCUGUGCGAGGUGCGCUGGAGGAAACAAUGCUGGGCAUACGAUUGUCGCAAAUUCUGGACCUGACAACGUGAAGACAAAGUUUGACUUUCACCUGCUCCCUUCUGGUCUUGUGAACCCGAAGUGCAUUGGAUUCAUUGGGAGCGGCGUGGUCAUGCAUGUCCCGUCGUUCUUCAGCGAACUUGACACGAUUGAAAAAAAGGGCCUCAAAUGUGAUAACCGUUUGUUUGUAUCGGAUCGCACGCAUCUUGUCUUCGACUUUCACCAGGUCGUUGAUGGCCUCAAGGAAGUCGAGCUAGGCGGAAGCAGCAUCGGUACGACAAAGAAAGGUAUUGGUCCUGCCUAUUCAUCGAAGGCUUCACGCUCGGGUCUACGUGUCCAUCAUUUGUAUGACUUCGACACCUUUGCGGCCAAGUUCCGUAAGCUCGUGGAAGGCCGAUUCAAACGAUACGGCAACUUCGAGUAUGACACAGAGGGCGAAAUUGCCAGGUACCGUGCGUUCGCUGAGCGUCUGCGUCCAUUCGUUGUAGAUGGUGUGACGUUCAUCCACUCGAUGCUCUCUUCGAACCGACGUGUACUUGUCGAAGGGGCUAAUGCUCUGAUGUUGGACUUAGACUACGGCACGUAUCCCUUCGUCACGUCCUCUUCGACAGGCAUCGGUGGUGUUUGCACGGGUUUGGGCAUCCCUCCGCAGUGCAUUGGUGGCGUGAUUGGUGUAAUGAAGGCGUACACGUCGCGCGUGGGCGCAGGUCCAUUCCCAACCGAGCUGAACGACGAAAUCAUGACGCAUUUGCAGGAGGUGGGAGCCGAGUACGGCACAACCACGGGUCGUCGUCGUCGAUGCGGUUGGCUGGACCUGGUUAUGAUGCGGUAUUCGUGCCUAAUCAAUGGAUACACAUGCCUGAACCUGACGAAGCUUGAUGUACUCGACAAUUUGCCAGAAAUCAAGGUCGCCACUACUUACAUGCUUGGCGACAAGGAGCUGUCGAGCUUCCCAGCGGACUUGAACAUUCUUGCCAAGGUCGAUGUCCAGUACAAAACGUUCAAGGGCUGGCGCGGACCCAUUAGCAAUUGCACGUCGUAUGAGCAGUUGCCAGACACUUGCCGCGAGUACAUUGAGUUUAUUGAGAAUUUCUUGGGCGUCCAUAUUGAGUGGAUCGGCGUUGGACCAGGCCGUGAGGCUAUGGUGCAUCGCCCUUUGCCCCCGCAUGAAAUGUAG
Molecule: messenger RNA, 1338 nt
Organism: Malassezia globosa CBS 7966
Lineage: Eukaryota; Fungi; Basidiomycota; Malasseziomycetes; Malasseziales; Malasseziaceae
Exons: 1
Coding region: 1-1338 (445 amino acids)
Biological process (GO): IMP metabolic process; 'de novo' AMP biosynthetic process
Cellular component (GO): cytoplasm
Molecular function (GO): adenylosuccinate synthase activity; GTP binding
Source: RefSeq, a predicted model, not a curated record